Passer domesticus (house sparrow) is the source of this 3815-nucleotide messenger RNA. Its product is annotated as latent-transforming growth factor beta-binding protein 4-like. NCBI's taxonomy places the organism in Eukaryota, Metazoa, Chordata, Aves, Passeriformes, Passeridae. The record is from RefSeq and is a predicted model, not a curated record. Gene Ontology annotation, molecular function: calcium ion binding.
CCCAGCAGGUGCUGUCGGAGGCCCGCGGUCCGUGUUUCCGCCUGCUGCGGGAGGGCGGGGGCUGCGCGCUGCCCACCCUGCGCAACAUCACCCGCCAGGUUUGCUGCUGCAGCCGCGUGGGCAAAGCCUGGGGGGGCUCCUGCCUGCUCUGCCCCCCCUUCGGAUCCGAGGGGUUCCGUGAGAUCUGCCCCGCCGGGCCCGGCUAUCACUACUCGGCCUCGGACCUGCGCAUCAACACCCAGUUCCUGGGCCACGACGGGGCGGGGGUCCCGCUGGGAGCCCCCCGCAGCGCCCCCAGCCCCUGUGAGCACCCCCCGAAAAUCCCUCAGCACCCCAAAAAAAACCCGGAAAAAAUCCCCCCAAAAAAACCCCGAAAAAUCCCAAAAAACCCAGAAAAAAUCCCCCAAAAAAACCCGAAAACCACCAAAAAAUUAGAAAAAAACCCCCAAAAAAUCCCUGAGCACCCCAAAAAAAAACCCCCCACCCUGCCCCCCCCGGAGCCCGUGUCCCCGUGCCAGCGCGACCCCUCGGUGUGCGGCCCCGGGCGCUGCGUGCCCCGGGGGGGAGGGGGCUACACCUUGUGCCGGGGGGGCUUCUGGCUGAGCCCCCAGGGCACGCACUGCGUCGACAUCGACGAGUGCCGCCAGGUGCCCCCGCCCUGCUCCCCGGGGCGCUGCGAGAAUUCCGUGGGCAGCUUCCGGUGCCUCUGCGGCGCCGGCUUCACCUCCGAGCCCGCGGGCACCGAGUGCCGAGACAUCGACGAGUGCUUGCAGAGCCCCCCGCCCUGCGCCCACGGGCGCUGCGAGAACCGGCCCGGGGGCUACGAGUGCGUGUGCCCGGGGGGCUACCGCGGGUCUGGGGGCGAUCAGCCCUGCCAGGACAUCGACGAGUGCGAGAACCACCUGGCGUGUCCGGGCCAGGAGUGCGUCAACACGGCGGGCUCCUUCCGCUGCCAGCCCUGCCCCGAGGGCUUCCGGCUGCGCCAGGGCCGCUGCGCAGACGUGGACGAGUGCUCGGGGGGCUCCCCCUGCGCCCCCCACGGCCGCUGCCUCAACACGGCCGGCUCCUUCCGCUGCGAGUGCCACCGCGGCUACCGCGCACCUUCUGGUGGCCCCGGGUGACCUUCUGGUGGCCCCGCAGACGUCAACGAGUGCCUGGAGGGUGACUUCUGCUUCCCGCACGGCGAGUGCGUCAACACGGCCGGCUCCUUCCGCUGCCUGUGCGCCGACGGCUACGCCAGCACCGCCGACGGCACGCCUGCGCCGACGUGGACGAGUGCCAGCGCGGGGGCCGUGUGCGCGGGCGGGCGCUGCCUCAACACCGACGGCUCCUUCCAGUGCCAGUGCCCGGCCGGGUUCCGCACCGACGACGCCAAGGCCGAGUGCCGCGACGUGGACGAGUGCCAGGAGUACGGGGCCGGGCUGUGCGGGGCGCAGCGCUGCGAGAACAUCCCGGGCUCCUAUCGCUGCGUGCCCGAGUGCCAGCCGGGAUUCCGGCCCGGGGACGGCGGGGACUGCCUCGACGUGGACGAGUGCCAGGAGUACGGGGCCGGGCUGUGUGGGGCGCAGCGCUGCGAGAACAUCCCGGGCUCCUAUCGCUGCGUGCCCGAGUGCCAGCCGGGAUUCCGGCCCGGGGACGGCGGGGACUGCCUCGACGUGGACGAGUGCUCCAACGGGACCCUGUGCGGCGCCCACGCCACCUGCCACAACCUGCCCGGCUCCUUCCAGUGCGCCUGCGACCCCGGCUACGAGACCGCGCGGCACGGCCACCACUGCGUGGACGUGGACGAGUGCCAGACGCUCCGCGGGGUUUGUGGGGCCGAGCGCUGCGAGAACGUCGAGGGCUCCUUCCUGUGCCUGUGCCCCGACUCCCGGCAGGAGUUCGACCCCGUCACCGGCCGCUGCGGGGCCCCGCCGACCCCACAGAGCCCCCAGAUCAUCCCCCAGAUCCCCCACAGCCCCCAAAGCCCCGAAAUCAGACCCCAAAGCCCCGAAAUCAGACCCCAAACCCCUCAAAUUGGACCCCAAAUCCCUCAAAUUGGAUCCCAAAUCCCUCAAAUUGGAUCCCAAAUCCAACCCCAAAGCCCUGAAAUCAGACCCCAAAGUCCCCAAACCAGACCCCAAACCCCUCAAAUCAGACCCCAAUCCCCUCAAAUCAGACCCCAAAGUCCCCAAAUCAGACUUCAAAGCCCCGAAAUCCAACCCCAAAGCCCCGAAAUCAGACCCCAAAGUCCCCAAACCAGACCCCCAAAUCCCGAAAUGCGACCCCCAAAUCCCCGAAAUAGACCCCAAAGUCCCCAAAUCAGACCCCAAAGCCCCGAAAUCAGACCCCAAACCCCUGAAAUCAGACCCCAAAUCCCCCAAGUCAGACCCCAAAGCCCCCAAACCAGACCCCAAAGCCCCCAAACCAGACCCCAGACUCCUCCCGGGGAUUUUGGGGUGGCCUCGUGUUUCAGCAGGGCCUGCGGGGUCCUGGCCCCGAACGUGACCCGCGCGCAGUGCUGCUGCACCCUGGGGUGGGCAUGGGGGGCACGGUGCCCCGAGCAGCCCUGCCCCACUCCCGGCACAGAUGCUCACCUGUCCCUGUGUCCCCACGGGCCCGGCCGCCUGCCCGAGACCCCCCAGGGCCCCCCCACAGACGUGGACGAGUGCUCGCUGUUCGGGCCCGCGCUCUGCCGGGGGGGGCUCUGCGUGAACGCCGCCCCCGCCUUCAGCUGCUUCUGCCCCAGCGGCUUCUACUUCGAGCAGGAGCACCUGCAGUGCGUGGACAACGACGAGUGCGCGGCGGCCGAGGCCGAGCCGUGCCUGGGGGGGCUCUGUGUGAACACGGUGGGCUCGUACCUCUGCUCCUGCGCCCCCCCGCUCGUCCUCGACCCCUCCCAGCGCCGCUGCGUGGCCAACGACUCCAACCCGGAGGGGUCGGCGGCCGUGUGCUGGCAGGAGGUGGGGCCGGACCUGGUGUGCGGGCGGCCCCGGCGGGCGGCCCCGGUGACCUACACCGAGUGCUGCUGCCUGUACGAGGCCUGGGGCAUGGAGUGCGCGCUCUGCCCCGCCCCCCACUCCGACGACUUCGAGCUCCUCUGCAACGUCCUGAGACCCCCCGAACUUCGCCCCCCCGCAGCUCCCCCCCCUCUACGACCCCUCCCCAAAUUUCCCCCAUUUCGCCCCCUCCCAAUUCGGGCCCCUCCCCUACGGGGGCCCCCCCGAGUUUUUCGGGGGGCUGAGCCCCCAUUACGACCCCUACCCUUUUGGGGGGGGUGGGGGGGGCUUGGGCUACGACCCCCGGGGGGGUGGGGGAGGGGCGGGGGACCCCCUGUACGCCCCUCCCCCCCCCGGCUACGAGGGUUUUGGGGACCCCCGGGGGAGGGGACCCCCGAUUUGAGCCCCCCGACCCCCCCCGGGACCCCCCGCGGGGGCCCCCGCUGGAACUUCCAACCCCACGGGACCCCCGAGGAGGAGGAGGAGGAGGAGGAGGAGGAGGAGGAGGAGGAAGGGGCCCGGGAGGAGGAGUGUGGGGUCCUGGGCGGCUGCACCCACGGGCGCUGCGUCCGCGUGGGCGACGCCUUCACCUGCGCCUGCGACCCCGGCUUCCAGCUGGACCCCGCCCGCCUGGACUGCCUCGACGUGGACGAGUGUUUGGGGGUGCCCCCCCCCGUGCCCGCCCCGUGGCGCUGCCUCAACACCCCCGGCUCCUUCCGCUGCCUGUGCCCCCCCCGGGACCCCCCCCGGCGCUGGACCCCCCCCCGCUGCGCCCUGCGCCCCCCCACGCCUGAAGCCCCCCUCCCCAUAUUUAUUGUGUGGGUUUGUUUUGUAUAG